UUACUGCAUGAUGUUGGUUCUUGCUUUUGACUGGCAGAUUCAGAUAUGUCUCAGUUUACUUGCUCAUUGGUGUCCUUUCCAUCUGGUUUGAUGACAUCAAUGACCUACCACUCUCAUCCUUCCCUAGUGUUAGGGGUAUUUAAGUCAGGUCAGGGGCAGAUCUGAGUAAAUAUUUUAAAGAAGAGAAAGAAACAGCUUUCAGUAUUUCUUUCUUUCAGUUUCUGCCUAGACUUAAUUUUUUUUGCAACACUCACACCAAAUACUAGAAGAUGCUGCAGUUUCACCUCCAGGUCCUGUUUUGUAUGCUGUCUGUUUCAGUGCUGUUACUGUCCGGAACCAGUGGGGCACCAAUGGGAGAUUCGUUAACUGACCUCCUUCAGCAGGAUGGCAAAGAGGAGCUGUCCAGAGUCCUGGUUCUGAAGAUGCUCUCGGACUUGAUCAAAGCAGAGAAUGAGGCAUUUCCCAGCUCAAUGGAAGACAGCGGCAUUAGGGAUGAAGUUGUGCGUCACUUAUCACCAGCACGGGAGCGCAAGGCUGGCUGCAAAAAUUUCUUCUGGAAGACAUUCACAUCAUGUUAACAGUUCCAACAGCAUGCCCAGAAAAAGACAACCUGAUACUAUCCUGUUGAGGUUUCCUCAGCAGGUGUCUUGCAUCCGUCUUAUGCAUAAAAUGUUUUUUUUUUUUUUACAUUGAGGUAUCUGCUUAUUCACCUUCACUUUAAUGAAAGACUAUUUUAUUAUAUAAUCUGAGCUAAAGUCCAGCUUUUGUCUACUACAGCCUUCAACAUAAAUAUGCCAACAGAUUUCGUAAGGUAUCUUAUUUACCAGCAAGACUGUUCUACACUGUGCUUAAGUGAUCCUUUUUUUUCUCUCUCUGUUGCACAUAGACUGAGAAUAUUAGCAGCAGAAACACUGAGUGCCCUUUAUCAUUAUUACUGUUUAUAUUUAAUUUGUCGUAAUCAGCCUGUGAAAUGACCAUUCUUUGUGUUUUCAAAAGUGAAUUAAAAAGUGAAUAAAGAA
Protopterus annectens (West African lungfish) is the source of this 1019-nucleotide messenger RNA. Its product is annotated as somatostatin-1A-like. Gene Ontology annotation, biological process: regulation of cell migration. Bases 270 to 578 code for a protein of 102 amino acids. Lineage: Eukaryota; Metazoa; Chordata; Ceratodontiformes; Protopteridae. The record is from RefSeq and is a predicted model, not a curated record. Gene Ontology annotation, cellular component: extracellular region. Gene Ontology annotation, molecular function: hormone activity. The transcript has 2 exons.